AUGGAUUCAGACCUCAUCAAGCUAGUCAACAAGCUACAGGACACCUUCAGCAAUCUCGGCGGAGAGCUGGAUAUGCCCCAGCUGGUUGUCGUUGGUAGCCAGUCGGCGGGCAAAUCAAGUGUCUUGGAAACUAUUGUUGGCCGUGAUUUCCUGCCCCGAGGCUCAGGGAUCGUAACACGAAGACCCCUGGUCCUUCAGCUUAUCCACACACCGCUGCCCGCUGAGCCCUCGCCCGCUGCACCACCGGUGACGGAAUGGGGGCAGUUUCUGCAUGUAGACAAGCGGUUUACUGACUUCGAGGAGAUACGGAAUGAAAUCCAGCAAGAGACAUUCAGAGUGGCUGGCCAGAAUAAAGGAAUAAGUAAACUACCCAUAUCGCUGAGGAUAUACAGCCCGAAUGUCUUGGACUUGACGUUGGUGGACUUGCCUGGAUUGACAAAGAUUCCUGUGGGCGAUCAGCCGAGUGACAUCGAGCGGCAGAUUCGGUCGUUAGUAUCGGACUAUAUUUCGAAGCCUAACAGUGUCAUUCUCGCCGUUUCACCCGCCAAUGUCGAUCUCGCGAACUCUGAAUCACUUAAACUCGCUCGAGCGGUCGAUCCCCAAGGCCGUCGAACGAUUGGUGUCCUCACGAAAUUGGACUUGAUGGACGCCGGGACGAACGCUCUGGAUAUCCUGACCGGUCGAGUGUAUCCGCUGAAACUAGGGUUUAUUGGCGUGGUGAAUCGAAGUCAACAAGAUAUCAACCUUAGCAAGAGUAUGGGGGACGCUCGAGAGACCGAGGCCGAGUUCUUCAAGAAUCAUCCCGCGUACCGUAAUAUCGCACAUAAGAACGGGACGCAAUACCUUGCAAAGACGCUCAACCAGGUCCUGAUGAAUCACAUACGAGACAAGCUACCGGAUAUGAAAGCGCGGUUGAACACUCUUAUGGGCCAGGCACAGCAGGAACUUAACUCAUUCGGAGAUUCUGCUAUCUUUGGGGACAAAAACCAGCAAGGUGGCCUGAUCCUCCGUCUCAUGACCCAGUUUGCGAGAGACUACGUGUCAUCGAUCGAGGGCACAAACGUAGAUAUAUCUACGAAAGAACUCUCCGGUGGCGCAAGGAUAUAUUAUAUCUUCAAUGAUGUGUUCGGCCACGCCCUAGCCUCGAUUGAUUCGACACAGAAUCUGGAUAAUCAAGACAUCAGGACAGCAAUUCGAAAUUCAACCGGCCCAAGACCGAGUUUGUUUGUGCCCGAAGCAGCGUUUGAUCUCCUUGUCAAGCCACAAAUUAAACUCCUUGAAGCUCCUGCGCUGCGAUGUGUGGAAUUGGUCUACGAGGAGCUGGUUAAGAUAUGCCAUAACUGUACUAGUUCGGAACUACAACGGUUUCCACGAUUACAUGCGCAGCUGGUGGAAGUCGUUUCGGAGUUGUUGCGUGAACGGCUCGGACCAACAUCAGAAUAUGCCCAGAGUCUGAUAGAGAUUCAGGCUGCCUACAUCAACACGAAUCACCCCGCAUUCAUCUCGGGGUCCGCCUCAGCCGCACAACAAGCGCAGAACCCGCCCCGGCAACAGAUACUCCCCCGGCCUUCGUCUACUGAGCCUGUGAAUGGGACAAGAUCUGCGCCUGAGGAUGAAGACGAUACAUCUGAAGAUGGUGACGGUGUUUCGGGUGGGACUGCGCCUCCAUCCCGUGACGGACGAUCGGUCUCCUCAACUGUACACGACAGAGCCAGGACGACUGGGUCAACGACGCCUGCCCAAUCCAUAGUCAGCGCAACAACGGCGCUCAAUCGAUCAAAGCACAAUCACCACCACCAGUCAUCAUCACAUCAUCCCCCCCAUCGUGCUUAUUCCGCUCAUCCAGGAGGUACUGGAACGUCACCCCCUUCAGCCCGUGAAACAUUUUUGAAUUACUUCUUUGGGCAAAAUGGACCUGGCCCGCUGGCUGCGUCCAGCAGCCAUCAACCCCAUGGAGGGCCUAACGGACCUUCCCUUGGCGGAGGUGGAGGAGGUGGCGUCGUCCCGACAGGACGCGACGUCUCCGGCGCCGACCCGUCGAUGUCAACAGGUUUGAUGGCGGGAAAGAGGAGUAUGGAUGGAAAUAAUGCGGCGUAUGAUAUGAAGAGCUUAGGGAAGCAUAUCGAAGCUAUGUCUUCGGAAAGUGGCCACUUAACGCCAAGGGAAGAGAUGGAAGCUUCCCUCAUUCGCUCGCUCAUUGCUUCGUAUUUCGGCAUUGUACGACAAACGAUCCAGGAUCUGAUCCCCAAGGCAAUCAUGCAUUUCCUCGUCAAUUUCACCUCGCAGCAGGUACAGAAUCGGCUGGUCGCAUCGCUCUACAAACCCGAGCUUUUCUCUGAUCUGCUCAACGAAGACGAAGCAGUAGUAGCUGAGCGAGCUCGAGUGAAAGCACUACUCGAUGCGUACAAGGAAGCGUUCAAAAUCUUGACUGAUGUCAGCUUGAAGUCAUCAUAG
This is a messenger RNA of Pleurotus ostreatus (oyster mushroom), 2454 nucleotides long. RefSeq names its product Dynamin- GTPase protein (gene DNM1). Gene Ontology annotation, biological process: peroxisome fission; mitochondrial fission. Gene Ontology annotation, cellular component: membrane; microtubule; cytoplasm. Gene Ontology annotation, molecular function: microtubule binding; GTP binding; GTPase activity. The coding region runs from base 1 to 2454 and encodes 817 amino acids. The transcript has 11 exons. The record is from RefSeq and is a predicted model, not a curated record. NCBI's taxonomy places the organism in Eukaryota, Fungi, Basidiomycota, Agaricomycetes, Agaricales, Pleurotaceae.